Molecule: messenger RNA, 3498 nt
Organism: Morus notabilis
Lineage: Eukaryota; Viridiplantae; Streptophyta; Magnoliopsida; Rosales; Moraceae
Product: rho GTPase-activating protein 7
Exons: 22
Coding region: 525-3152 (875 amino acids)
Biological process (GO): signal transduction
Source: RefSeq, a predicted model, not a curated record
UCCAAUGAGAUAAAUUUUAUCGAGAAAUAAAAAGAAAAAAAGUAAAAUUUUAAUUUCUUUUUUGUGCAUCAAAUUCUCUUAGCUAACCUUUUUUCACUCUCUCUCUCUCCCUCCCUCCUCCCUCUUCUCUCUAUCGCUUCACUUCAUUCUCACAUUCAUUCCUUUCAUCCGUUUUCCGACCAUCCAAUCAAGACGAGAAGACGAGAAAACGAUAGAGAAAAUCGUUGUGGUAACUCUGGUUGUUGAUUCUCUUAAUUUUCCUAUCUGUCCAAUCAAAACUCGUCAGCUUAGCAGCUUAAUUAGCUUUCUCUCUAGGGUUUUCUUUUUAUAAUUGAAUCUUCCUAUUUCCAAAGAGUUCCCAAAUUCCAGAUCGCUCUCCGAUCUGCUAGUUUUUUCGAUAAUGCGAAGCUCGUCUCGGCCGGGUUGAGUCAAUGGCGAUUCGGAAGCAUCCGGAAUCGUGAAAUGCUGGUGGGUCGCGGCGGGAGUUUUUGGGUUUGGUGCGCGUUCGAUGGUAAUCGGAGGAAAUGUCGGCUUCUUUAGCGGCUUUCGAGCGUCCCCGACCCGCUGCUCCGAACACGGUUUUCAAGAGCGGCCCACUUUUCAUAUCUUCAAAAGGAAUAGGUUGGAAGUCUUGGAAGAAGCGAUGGUUUAUCCUUACACGGACUUCUUUGGUUUUCUUUAAGAAUGAUCCUAGUGCACUUCCACAAAAAGGCGGUGAAGUAAACCUCACUUUGGGCGGCAUUGACUUGAAUAACUCUGGAAGUGUUGUUGUUAGAGAAGAUAAAAAAUUGCUGACCGUGUUAUUUCCUGAUGGGCGUGAUGGUCGAGCUUUCACCCUUAAGGCUGAAACAUCGGAAGAUUUAUUUGAAUGGAAGACUGCCCUAGAACAUGCCCUCGCACAAGCACCAAGUGCUGCCAUUGUUAUGGGCCACAAUGGAAUAUUUCGGAAUGACACGAGUGAUACAAUGGAAGGGUCUUUCCCUCAUCAAUGGAAGGAUAAGCGCCCUGUCAAGUCUUCAGUUGUUGGAAGGCCAAUUUUGCUUGCACUAGAGGAUAUUGAUGGAAGUCCAUCUUUCCUUGAGAAAGCUCUACAAUUUUUAGAAAAUUUUGGUAUCAAAGUUGAAGGAAUUUUACGGCAGUCUGCAGAUGUUGAGGAAGUAGAACGUAGAGUACAGGAAUACGAACAAGGUAAGAUUGAAUUUGGUCCUGAUGAGGAUGCCCAUGUGAUUGGUGACUGUAUCAAGCAUGUUCUGCGAGAGCUACCUUCUUCACCAGUAUCAGCACCCUGCUGCACAGCUUUGCUGGAAGCUUACAAAAUAGAUCGAAAGGAAGCUCGAAUCAGUGCAAUGCGCUCUGCAAUCUUUGAAACAUUUCCUGAACCAAACCGCCGAUUAUUGCAGAGAAUACUGAAGAUGAUGCAUAUCAUAUCGUCUCACUCUCAUGAGAAUCGGAUGACUCCGUCUGCUGUUGCUGCAUGCAUGGCGCCCUUGAUUUUACGCCCUUUAUUAGCUGGUGAAUGUGAAUUGGAUGAUGACUUUGAUAUUAGUGGUGAUAGUUCUGCCCAGCUUCUUGCUGCUGCAAAUGCUGCUAAUAAUGCUCAAGCAAUCAUUACGACACUCUUGGAGGAGUAUGAAAACAUUUUUGAUGAUGAAAAUCUACAAAGGUGCUCUAUCUCAGCUGAUUCUCAGAUUGAAAACAGUGGGAGUGAAGAGUCAACUGAUGAUGAAAAUAUUGAUACGAAAGACAAUGGGUACCAUGAUGCGGAAAAUGAAGUUGAUCCAGAAACAGAUGAUGAUCCUGAACGUGUACAUAGUGGGAAAUUAAGUGAAAGUAGUGGGUAUGCUGGCAGUGAUCUCUAUGACUAUAAGGCAUUUGGAGGUGAUGAUUCAGAUGAUGGAUCUCCGAAAGAAAAACAUGCUCUAGCUGAGAGUUCACUCGACCCCCAACAGGUCAGAGAUCCAACCGUUCCACUGGUGGAAGAACAAGAUGAUCAGAAGAAAGUUGCUGAAAACUUGAUUAAUGAGAUGGACCCACCUAGUGUUUCCCCAGCCGGAGAAUCUUACAGAUCAAUGGGAGAGAUCCUAUCCUUGAUGGAUCCAGGGCAUCCUCUGCCUGUAUCUGGACUUGAAUCAAGUGCUGGAAAGGCAACGAGUAAAGUCACAGGCACCAACCAUAAUUCAAAACGAUCAACAUUCUGGGGAAGAAGCAAUGCUAGGAAAACGCCGUCAAUGGAAUCAGUUGACUCUUCUGGAGAGGAGGAGCUUGCUAUUCAAAGGCUUGAAAUUGCGAAGAAUGACUUGCAACAUAGGAUUGCAAAGGAGGCUAGGGGAAAUGCAAUUCUACAAGCUAGCUUAGAGAGGAGGAAGCAAGCUUUGCAUGAGAGGCGGUUGGCACUUGAACAAGAUGUUUCAAGAUUGCAAGAGCAGCUUCAAGCUGAAAGAGAUCUUAGAGCUGCAUUGGAAGUUGGUUUGAGCAUGUCCACUGGACAGUUUUCCAGUUCCCGCAGCAUGGAUUCUAAGACAAGGGCUGAGCUUGAGGAGAUUGCUCUUGCUGAAGCUGAUGUUGCUAGAUUGAAGCAGAAAGUUGCGGAACUCCACCAUCAACUUAAUCAGCAACGGCAGCAUCAUUACAGUUCCCUCUCUGAUGCGUGUGAUCGUUAUCAACAUGUCCAAAAUCAUAGUUCUCAACAAAGAUUUCUCCAGCAAGAUUUUGACACAAGUCUUGCCUUUUGCAAUCAUGAAAGGAAGCAAAGGACCACAGAGGAAAGUCUGUUGGGGACAGAGUGGAGAGCAAUGAAGGGACAAGUAUUAUCAUCUGGCGGCAUCAACAGGCAGCCAUUGCGGAAACCAUUCAUGGACCCUAGUUUGAGUGAUUCAAAAAGUACCGAGGCAUCCACUAGCAUGACCAUGGAUGAGCUUUCUGUUGUUGAUUCUGCUGCAGUACCAUCCACUUCCAGAGCUGCAGAAGUGGUUGAUUAUCCUAGACACCCGUCGGCAGCAUCUUCUGCUUUGGUAGAACUGACGACUCGUCUUGAUUUCUUCAAGGAAAGACGUUCUCAGCUAAUGGAGCAACUUCAUAACCUUGACUUGAACUAUGGUACGACAUCUGCUCAAGACUUUGUCUGUAGACCAUCUUCUCCCCCAUGGAACUGAUGGCAAGAGAUGAUGAUGCUGACCAAAUGGGUCGAGGGAAGUAGUAUUUCUGUCUGACAUCUUUGUUGUAUAUCCUUGAUGCUGUUGCAUUUGUUAAUAGCCUUUGUAGUCCCGCACACCCUAUAAUUUUAUGGUUUCAUAUUUAAUUUUUCUGUUCGUUUUAAUUUUCCUAGUGAAGAUGUGAUUGGAUCCUCUCAUGAGGAAGUGUUUUGGUCUGUCUUUUGUUUAUCAAUUUUUUUUUUCCUCAUGGACUUGUAAACAAAGCGUUCUCUGAUGUGUCCAUAUUAGGCAUAACUCAUAAGUAAUAUUAUUGAGCAGAAUGUUAUAAGAGAACAUUUUGAAAUCA